GUAUUAAAAUGAGGAGGAGGAAGAAGAAGCAGCGGCAGCGGCGGCAGCGAGCGGUAGCGGAGAGGAGGAGAGGCUGUGAGCAGGGGACGGCGGCGGCAGCAGCAGGAGGAGGAGUAGUGAUGAGUCAACUAAUAAUUUAAUGGGGACAGAAACAGAGAGGGAGAGGGGGGGGGGGAGCGGAGCGAGGAGCUCCGGCCGGGGACACACACACACAUACACACACACACACAGAGAUAUCCGUGUAACAUCCAGCAACAACACCGAACCGGCCUAAAUCACCACCGUGCCCAGGCAGCCAGGGGAAGGGAGCACUAAAAAACAGACAGGGAGGGAGACAAAAAACAAAGCCUGCCAUUAUUAUUCUUUUUCCAUUAUUAUCGUGGUUGGGUUUUUUUGUGUGUGUGCGGUUGUUGUUUUUUUGUUGUUGUUGUUGUUGUUUUUCUUUUUUUUUUCUGGUUUGGGUUUUGUUGUUGGCUUUUUGCAACCUUUCCAUUUGAUAUUUUCUCCCCCUACCCCCUCCAUCCCCAUCUCGCUCGUAACUCUUCUCCGGAGUUCCCAGAUUUUUAUUUUUAUUUUAUUAUAAUUUUUUUUUUCUUUCGCUUCGCAGACAGGGGGCCAGAUCUAAUUAUUUAUCUAUUUAUUUGAGCACUGAUCUUUUGGGGAUUGGUUUUUAAUUUUUUAUUAUUAUUAUUGUUGUUGUUUUUUUUUUUCCCAUCCUCGUUUCUCCCGGCUUUGGACUCGCAGGGAGUGCAACCUCGUCACUUUUUGUAGUGGUGCUGCUGGGUGCUUCCUUCCUCCCUCCGCGCUUUCUCUCCCUCCUCUCUCUGCGCUCCCCCCGCGCCCACAGCAGCCCCCGGUAAAUGAGAGGAGACAGGUCCUCCUCUCUGCAUUUUUUUUUUUUUCUUUCCUCCCGGGACCGCAAAGGCGAGAUUAAAAGUGGCGUUUUAGUGCCUUUCUCCUGCGAUUUUCUCGACACUCUUUUUUUUUUCUUCUUUUCUUUUUCUUUCUUCUUUUUUUUUUUUCUUUUUUCUUUUUCUUUUUUUUUUUUUUUAAAUCUCCCGUAGCGAUCUGCGAGGCUGAGGUUUCCGCAGAAAGUUUGGGGGCUGUUACGGUGUGUAUUUCUGCGGAGGGGGAGGGGAGCGGGCUCCUUCUGUGUGUGCUGCUCCUCUGGGUGCCUAUUGGAGAAUAAUAGUGUAAGUGACAACCUAGAAGUAGACUUUCUGCUCUUCACACUGGAUAGAAAAGCUGCCUUUUUUUUUUUUUUUUGGCUUUGAUUUUUUUUUUUUUUUUUUUUGCUAAUACCCCCCUCUCUCUCACUUGCAUUGGUUUUAUUUUUGAAAGGACAGCCAGACUUAAGUCACCUCCCACCUCCAUUUAAACCUGCUACUUUAUUUUUAUUUUUAUUAUUAUUCUGAAUUUUGAGCACUUGUCUGAUCAAUUGCUCUUCAGCUCCUUCCUCCGCCGAUCUCUCAAAAGAUAUUUAAUAUAGAUUAUUAUUAUUAUUAUUUUUUGUCCAUUGCCAUUUUUGCUCAUGGCUACUCUGUUUCUCGCUACCUAUUUUUGCCCCUCCCCGCCUAAAGGAAAAUAGCAACAAGAAAGCAAGAGAAAAAAGAACAACAAAAAAAAAAGAAUAUUAGGGGAAGUAGUCCUCAGGUCUGCUGCCCCCCGCGCCCCCCAGAAAGGGGGGACCUAGGAAAACAUCACUCUCGAACUUCUUCCUCCUCAAGAGCUCGGGCUGCAAAGGAAACCUCCUUUGUUUUUGUUAUUUAUAUGCUGUCAAGUUUUGAAGUGGUCACAGCGAAAGCUUGGCCUGGAUCGCGAGAGCCAUAUGGAACGGAUAAGUGCGGAGCCUCUCUCAAAUGUGAUCUUUAGAGGCGGGACUGAGUAUGGAUCAUUUGAACGAGGCAACUCAGGGGAAAGAACAUUCAGAAAUGUCUAACAAUGUAAGCGAUCCGAAGGGUCCACCAGCCAAAAUUGCGCGCUUGGAACAGAAUGGGAGCCCAUUAGGAAGAGGAAGACUUGGAAGUACAGGAACUAAAAUGCAAGGAGUGCCUUUAAAACACUCUGGACACCUGAUGAAAACUAAUAUUAGAAAAGGAAGUAUGCUUCCAGUUUUCUGUGUAGUGGAACAUUAUGAAAAUGCCAUUGAGUACGAUUCUAAGGAGGAGCAUGCAGAAUUUGUGCUGGUGAGGAAGGACAUGCUUUUCAACCAACUGAUCGAAAUGGCAUUGCUAUCCCUUGGAUAUUCUCACAGCUCUGCUGCCCAAGCUAAAGGGCUUAUCCAGGUUGGAAAGUGGAAUCCAGUUCCACUCUCCUAUGUGACAGAUGCCCCUGAUGCUACAGUAGCAGACAUGCUGCAAGAUGUGUAUCAUGUGGUCACACUGAAAAUCCAGUUACACAGUUGCCCUAAACUAGAAGACUUGCCUCCUGAACAAUGGUCUCACACGACAGUAAGAAAUGCUCUGAAGGACUUACUGAAGGAUAUGAACCAGAGUUCAUUGGCCAAGGAAUGUCCCCUUUCACAGAGUAUGAUUUCUUCCAUUGUGAACAGCACUUACUAUGCAAAUGUCUCAGCAGCAAAAUGUCAGGAAUUUGGAAGGUGGUAUAAACAUUUCAAGAAGGCAAAAGAUAUGAUGGUUGAGAUGGAUAGCCUUUCUGAACUAUCCCAGCAAGGUGCCAACCAUGUCAACUUCGGUCAGCAGCCGGUCCCAGGGAACACAGCCGAACAGCCUCCAUCCCCUGUUCAGCUUUCUCAUGGUAGUCAACCAUCAGUUCGGACCCCACUUCCAAACCUGCACCCUGGACUUGUAUCUACUCCCAUUAGCCCUCAGCUGGUAAAUCAGCAGCUGGUAAUGGCCCAGUUGCUGAAUCAGCAGUAUGCAGUGAACAGACUUCUAGCCCAGCAGUCCUUAAACCAACAGUACUUGAACCACCCUCCUCCUGUCAGUAGAUCCAUGAACAAGCCGUUGGAGCAGCAGGUCUCAACAAACACAGAGGUGUCUUCCGAAAUCUACCAGUGGGUCCGUGAUGAACUGAAACGAGCAGGAAUCUCACAGGCAGUAUUUGCACGUGUGGCUUUUAACCGAACUCAGGGCUUGCUCUCAGAAAUCCUCCGAAAGGAAGAGGAUCCCAAGACUGCCUCGCAGUCCUUGCUCGUAAACCUUCGGGCUAUGCAGAACUUCUUGCAGCUGCCAGAAGCUGAACGAGAUCGAAUUUACCAGGAUGAAAGGGAAAGGAGCUUGAACGCAGCCUCUGCCAUGGGCCCUGCACCUCUCAUAAGCACACCGCCCAGCCGGCCUCCACAAGUCAAAACUGCUACUAUUGCUACGGAGAGGAAUGGAAAAACAGAAAAUAAUUCCAUGAACAUUAAUGCUUCCAUUUAUGAUGAGAUUCAGCAGGAAAUGAAGAGAGCUAAGGUGUCUCAAGCGCUGUUUGCAAAGGUGGCAGCAACCAAAAGCCAGGGAUGGCUCUGUGAGCUGUUACGUUGGAAAGAAGAUCCCUCACCAGAGAACAGGACCCUCUGGGAGAAUCUCUCCAUGAUCCGAAGGUUCCUCAGUCUUCCUCAGCCUGAACGCGAUGCCAUUUAUGAACAAGAAAGCAAUGCAGUUCAUCACCAUGGUGACAGGCCUUCCCACAUUAUCCAUGUGCCAGCAGAACAGAUUCAGAGCCCCUCUCCCACCACCCUUGGGAAAGGAGAGCAUAGAGGAGCUUUCUUACCAGGCCUGCUGACCGCUGGACCUUGGCUGGGUGCUGCUCCGCAGCAGCAACAGCAGCAGCAGCAACAGCAACAACAGCAGCAGCAGCAACAGCAACCGGGUCCCAGACUCCCCCCAAGGCAACCGACGGUAGCAUCACCAGCUGAAUCUGAGGAUGAAAAUCGUCAGAAACCCCGGCCACGAACAAAGAUUUCUGUUGAAGCCCUAGGGAUCCUACAGAGUUUCAUACAAGAUGUGGGCCUGUAUCCUGAUGAAGAAGCAAUCCAGACUCUCUCCGCUCAGCUUGACCUGCCCAAGUACACCAUCAUCAAGUUCUUUCAGAACCAGCGGUAUUAUCUCAAGCACCACGGAAAGCUGAAGGACAAUUCUGGGUUGGAGGUAGAUGUUGCAGAAUACAAGGAAGAAGAGUUACUCAAGGAUUUAGAAGACAGCAUCCAAGACAAAAAUGCAAACACGCUUUUUUCAGUUAAACUAGAAGAAGAGUUAUCGGUAGAAGGGAACACAGAGAUUAAUGCUGAAUUGAAAGACUGAUCUAAAAAUAUUAUUUUCUUUCAACAGUGCCACUGGUAUUUACUAAUGAAAUGAAAAUUCCAUCUUGCGUUCUGUCAAAAACCUUUAUUAUUCAUUGUUUGGCCAAUGAAUCUUCCAAAACUUGCACAAAAGUUGAAAAAAGGAUAAUGCAGACUGCACUAGAUGUUUUACUCUGUUUUACAAACUGCUUCGCGGCAACAGAUGAAGCAUUGAGGAUUGUUUGAUAUUAAUUUGUGUUCACUGGAUACACUGUGAGUGUACCCAAUAAGCAUGAUACCAGUGAUUUUGAUUCUGGAGCCUUCAGACAAGCAUUACAACUUUUGUGAUUUACUGUUUUUUGUUUUCAUUAUGUUCUUGUUUUUAAUUAUUACUGUAGCACUCCACACUUGAUCUUUGGAAACUCACAUUUAUUUAAAAAAAAUAAAAUAAAAAGAGUUUGUUACUCUUGUUCUAUUGUAUGUUACAAAAGAACUAUAGACUGUGGAAUGCAGUUUAAAGAUAACAUAUGCCAACAAAUGCCUUGUAUUAUAUGGCACUGCCGUAAUUCAGAUUUGUUUUCUUUUGGAAAUAAAGGUCACUGUAUUUUUUUUUUUCCAUUCUCAUUGUUACAUGGUUUUAAAGAAAAUGAAAAAGAAAAUGUGAAACACGAUUUAGUCCUCAUUAUUUAUUUGUAGAUCCUGCAGCAUCAUGUUGUAAUUAAUUUUUUUGGAAGUUUCCGUUAAAUGUAAUAUUGCUUCUCUUGUUAUCAUACUGAUUUUUUUUUUCUAUUUAUAAAUGUAUUUUGAUGGGCAGUAAAACAAAGUGUCUUAAAAGUUUUAAAUAGAGAAAAUGUGCUUUACACAGUUGCCUAUAAAAAGUGCUCUAUGUUAUCCAAGCAAUUCAUACUAUAAGCUUCACUCUUAUUGUUGUAUGCAAUUUUUACUAUCAUGCAAAUAAGCUUAGGUAAAUAAAACUAAUAGAUCACCUUAGAAACUUAUGCAAUUAAUGUGAAAAUAAUUGAUGUUUGCAAUGUGUCUUCCUUUGGUUUACAAUCAAUUUUAAAGCUACAGCUGUAUAAAUUUUCUGUAUAAAGGUGUAUUUCUUUUUUAUGAGUUUAUUGCUAUGAAAACACCAGUUAUUUUGUUACAGCUGGCUGUUUUUAUAAGUGUAUCACAAUUUUCUUUAUGCAGAAAUGUUCUGACUAGGAGUGGUUAUUGACUGUAACUACACAAUUAAAAUUGUUUGUAUGGUAUGAUA
Molecule: messenger RNA, 5483 nt
Organism: Gallus gallus (chicken)
Lineage: Eukaryota; Metazoa; Chordata; Aves; Galliformes; Phasianidae
Gene: SATB1
Product: SATB homeobox 1
Exons: 13
Coding region: 1887-4247 (786 amino acids)
Biological process (GO): regulation of transcription by RNA polymerase II; chromatin remodeling
Molecular function (GO): DNA-binding transcription factor activity, RNA polymerase II-specific; RNA polymerase II cis-regulatory region sequence-specific DNA binding
Source: RefSeq, a predicted model, not a curated record